AUGGCUCUGAACGGCGGAGAACCUACGCAACAACGCCACAACGACAAAAAAUUGAUUGAAGUUUUCGCCUGUAGGCUUGUCGACGAUCUGUCCCCGGAUAACAUUCUCCCGCACCUGACCUGUCUAACCAGCGGCGAGAAACAACGUAUUCAAAAUGCACAAGACCAACACAACGAUCAAAAAGCGACUGAAAUUUUACUUCAGUGUAUCAUUGAUAGUGAUGAACAGGGGGCGUUUGCUGAAUUUAUGAACGCUUUAAAAAAUACGCAAGGCUGUGAACACUUAGCUGAUCUGAUGAUUGGAGAUAAAGAAGUUAAAUGUAUGCAUCCGCAGCAAAAUCUACUAUCAGCUCUGGCACCAACAUUAGUCAGAGACAUAGAUGCCAGAACUCUGUGUGAGAAAAUCCCGUGUUUAAAUGAAAUGGAUGAACAGCAGAUUAAGAAUGACUACGACCAACAUGGAGCUCAGAGAGCGGCUACUACAUUGCUUUACAGAGUGGUGAAGCGUGGACCAACAUGGUUUGAUGAAUUGCUAGCUGCAUUGAAAGAAGAUUCUAAACAUCUUUAUGAUGUUAUUUUAGGCACUUCCAGUUCUUCCAAUGCAGAUGAUAACAAUGAUGAUGAUGAUGAAAUCAAAGCUGAGAAAGAAUUGAAUGCAGGUAUUGCUGCUGCUGAUAAGAUUGGCAGGUCUAAUCCUAUAGCAGGUGACAAUGCAAGCAGUAGUGGAAAUGUUUCCAAUGAUCUUAACAGAGCAUCAGCUGAUGCAAUUGAAUUAGUGACUGGUGCCAACAAUGCUGAAAAAUGUCAAACUAUCGAUGAGGAUACCAACGUGAUCACAAAUAAUGUCCAAUGUGAGAGUAAUACAAAACUGAUGGUGACACUGAAUGUUGAUGAAACAGACACUGACAAGAUGAACGCCGCAGAGAAUGCUGAAUCCAGUGAUAAAGUGGAUGAACCGGAAGAAGACAUUGUGAUUGAACUAAGACCUUACCAAGCGGAAUUAGUUAAGCCCUCCAUUUUUGGUCAUAACGUCAUCGUAAGCGCACCAACAGGAAGUGGAAAAACCAGGAUAGCGGCGUUUAUCACGUUGAAUCAUUUAAAACAACGUGAAAACGCUAAAGUUCUGCUCUUGGUCAACAAAGUACCAUUGGUGGAACAGCACUACAAGAAAGAGUUCAAACUUCUGACUUCCAAGUACAAAGUUAGUAAGAUUUGUGGUGAGAGUGCAGCUAGGGUUUCCUUAAAACAUUUGGUUGAGAAGAAUGAUGUGGUUAUCCUCACAGCUCAGAUACUGGAGAAUGCUCUUAACAAUGGUGAGGAUAACGAGAAAUUGGAACUCACAGAUUUCAGUUUGCUGAUAUUUGAUGAAUGCCAUCACACACAAAAGGGAGAAGUCUAUAAUAAUAUCAUGCAUGAAUAUUUAAAAUUAAAAAUUGAAGAAAAAGUUUAUCAACUUCCCCAAAUUCUUGGUUUGACUGCUUCCCUUGGUGUUGGUGGUGCUAGGACAGAGUAUAAGGCUGUGACACAUAUUUUGCAGAUCUGUGCUAAUCUGGACUGCAUGGACUUGAGAACAGUGCAGGCCGAAACAAAAGGACUGGAGGAACACAACAAAAAACCGCACAAAGUCGUAGAAGUUGUUGCUGACCGAGAGAAAGAUCCGUUCGGUGAUGAGCUAAAGAAAAUGAUGAAGAAAAUUCACAGUCUUAUUGACGACAAGGAUGUUGAAUCUGACAAAUGUGACUUGGGUACUCAGGUCUAUGAACAGUGGGUGACUGGACUAGGAACUACAGCUGUUAAAAAACAGGAUCGGAAACUACGAACUUGUGCGGAGCAUCUGCGAAAGUAUAAUGACGCUUUGCUGAUUAAUGAUAGUGUACGUAUGGAAGAUGCGCUGAACUACUUGCAGGAGUUUUAUGAUGAUGAAGAAAGACGUGAAAAGGGUUUUGAUAGCACUGAUAAAGAAUUAUUGUCAAUUUUUGAAGAACAUUAUUACAAUUUAGUGAAGAUCUCAAAGAAAAAAAUGUUUGAAAAUCCCAAAUUGAAGAGAUUGCAAUCACAGUUAGAAAAAGAGUAUUCCACUAAGGAAGGAUCUCGUGGUAUAAUCUUUACCAAGACUAGAGAAUCCACCAAGGCACUGGUUUCCUGGAUUAAGAACACGCCUGACUUGAAUUUUCUGAAAGUAGAUAGACUGACUGGAACUGGUCCAAACAGCACUAGUAAGAGCAUGACACAGAAAGAUCAACAAGACAUCAUCCUGAAAUUCCACAAAGGUGAUCUUAACUGUCUUGUUGCCACGACUGUAGCCGAGGAAGGUCUUGAUAUUCCGGAGUGCAAUGUCGUCAUUCGUUAUAACUUAGUCACAAACGAAAUUGCUAUGGUUCAAGCUCGUGGACGAGCACGUGCUAAGGAUAGUACAUAUACUCUGGUCGCUGGUGAGAACUCCGGUGCUGCUGUUCGUGAGCAAACUAAUGAGUAUAAGGAAAGCUUGGAAAAGAAGGCAAUUGCAACCAUACAAAGGAUGUCCAAAGAAGACUUCAGAAAGCAGGUUAAAAAAGUUCAGGUGGCAACUUUGAAUGAACGUAAAAUGAAAGCAAAUGUGGUCGUACAAAGGAGGCAACUUGUCACUGCUGACAGAGCUAGCCUCUUCUGUCGUAAGUGUAGCGUGGUGGCAUGUAAUGCUAAAGAGUUACGUAAAAUUGAGAACAUGCACCAUGUAAAUCCAGAAGAUGAAUUCAAAGAAAAGUAUAAACUUGAGGAGUAUCCGGAGUCUAUUGAGUUUGCCAACAUUGAGAAUGUGGGAAAGUUACUGUGUGGAAGCUGUAACAAAAACUGGGGGACUAUGAUUGUAUACGACGGGGCUCGCUUACCAUGUAUCAGCAUCAAAAACUUUGGAUUGAAAUUUAAUACUGGAGUUAUCUUGGCUCCUAAAAAAUGGAAAGAUGUUCCUUUUGAAAUACCCGCUCUCGAUUUCACCGAGUACCUCGAAAAAAUCCUGAACAUCGGUGCUGUGUCCAUGAAAGAGGUUGAUGACUUAUAA
Molecule: messenger RNA, 3036 nt
Organism: Saccoglossus kowalevskii
Lineage: Eukaryota; Metazoa; Hemichordata; Enteropneusta; Harrimaniidae
Product: ATP-dependent RNA helicase DHX58-like
Biological process (GO): cytoplasmic pattern recognition receptor signaling pathway; antiviral innate immune response
Cellular component (GO): cytoplasm
Molecular function (GO): DNA binding; single-stranded RNA binding; ATP binding
Source: RefSeq, a predicted model, not a curated record